Messenger RNA from Acyrthosiphon pisum (pea aphid), 798 nucleotides. RefSeq lists its product as uncharacterized. Lineage: Eukaryota; Metazoa; Arthropoda; Insecta; Hemiptera; Aphididae. The record is from RefSeq and is a predicted model, not a curated record. Bases 150 to 629 code for a protein of 159 amino acids. The transcript is spliced from 3 exons.
AGUCGAUCUGGAAUUCUCGAUUAUAAUUUGUUUUAUUUUUGACUUAUGUAGUUUCGUUGUUAAUUAACAAAUAAAAACAAGUAUUAACUAUAAAUUUACUAUUGAUUAAUAGUGAACUAAAUAAUUAAUUUAAUUAUCUCAUAUCUGCAAUGCUUAAAUUCAUUGGAUUCGUUGAAUACGAAGGUGUUGGGCGUAUAUGGUCUGCAGAUAAACUUAAAAUACUGUGCAAUGUAGAAAAUGAUGAUGGUAUCCAACAAAUUAUGAUGGAUGUAAAUGUUUUAAUUAGCAAUGGGAUCGAUGUUGAAGAAAGUCAACCAGUAAGAAUAUGUACUAAUUCACAAAACAUAGUUCAGGACGAUGAACCUUCUUUUGUCGACAACACUAAAGAUGCAUUUAUAUGGAACAAAAACCUUGUGACUUUGCUCAUUGAGACACGUAUUGAAAUGGACACUUCCUUUCAAGGAAACAAAUUCAAAAAAAAUGUACUAUGGACAAAAGUUGCUGAAAAAUUAAAUACAUCUUUUCCAAACCAUGCACCUGUCAGUGCCGAUAAAUGUGAUUCAAAAUGGAGAAAUCUCUGGGUUACUUACAAAGCUAACGUGAAAAAGUCAAAUUCUGUGAGCGCUUGAUUCACUUACCCCAAACCGUUCAGCUACUGAUCUAAAUGUCUCUUUUUCAUUGGCUAAAACCCAUAAUUGUCAAGAGCAAAUGACGAUCAAUUGCAAUAGGGGUUCGCCCUACAACUGUUUCAGCUGAUGGUAAUUGCAUAAGCAAAAACUAAUAUAAUAAAAAUGAAUA